Messenger RNA from Fusarium pseudograminearum CS3096, 1053 nucleotides. RefSeq lists its product as uncharacterized. The transcript has 4 exons. The coding region runs from base 1 to 1053 and encodes 350 amino acids. The record is from RefSeq and is a predicted model, not a curated record. NCBI's taxonomy places the organism in Eukaryota, Fungi, Ascomycota, Sordariomycetes, Hypocreales, Nectriaceae. Gene Ontology annotation, molecular function: oxidoreductase activity.
AUGGUUGCCAUCAAGACUUUGUGGACUGCUGUCCUCCUUGCUGGUGUGGCUCUUGUUGAGUCUAAGGCAUGCAAGAAGCCUUUUAUCAGAAGAGAGUGGCGCUCGCUCAGUUUGAGUGAGAGGGAUCGAUACAUCAAGGCGCAAAAGUGUCUGAUGAAAAAGCCUUCUCAGUCAUCACCAUAUGAUAUCCCCGGUGCCAGGAAUCGAUGGGAUGACUUUUUGGGAACCCACAUCAUCAACGCUGACGAUGUUCACUUUGUCGGCGUUUUCUACCCCUACCAUCGCCUUUUGAUGCAUGCCUACGAGCAAGAGCUCCAAACAUGUGGCUGGAAGGGUGGUGUUCCCUACUGGGACUGGACUCUUGAUGCUGCAGGUCCAGACAACGACACAUCUGUCUUCUAUGACUCUCCCAUCUUCGACAACAAGCAUGGCUUUGGCGGAAAUGGAGCUUGGGUUCCAGGUAACUUCUCUAACCCUGAGCCCGGGCUGCCUGUCAACCCUCCCUGGGACGUGCCCGAUCGUUCUGGUGGAGGCUGCAUCAAGAAAGGUCCCUUUGCUGGACUCAAGUCAAACCUUGGACCUGGAAACGGCACUGCAUACAACCCCAACUGCAUUCGUCGUGACUUUGCGCCGCUCUCUUUUAGAGAUAUGUCUGGUCCUGAUGCUAUCAAGGAUGGCAUGAGACAGAAGGACUUUGGAUUCUUUGACCGCGUCACGGAGAGCACUUUCCACUCUGGUGGUCACUGGGGAGUCGGUGGUUUGUACGGUACUAUGACUGACAAGUGGCAAAGCCCCGCUGACCCUCUCUUCUGGGUACACCACGCCAACGUCGACCGCGCUUGGUGGUCAUGGCAAAUCCGGGACCUCAAGAAGCGCGAGAAAGAUGUCUCAGGCCCUCUUGUCAACUUUGAUUACGCCAACCAGGCUGCUGGCAAUGUCACACUGAACCAUCCCAUCAGCAUCUUCGAGACUCGUCAGUUGAAGGCCAAGGUCAAGGACGUCAUGCACAUUCGCAAGGGACUUCUCUGCUACGACUACGAGGACACUUACUAA